Coregonus clupeaformis (lake whitefish) is the source of this 1115-nucleotide messenger RNA. RefSeq names its product transmembrane protein 179Bb (gene tmem179bb). NCBI's taxonomy places the organism in Eukaryota, Metazoa, Chordata, Actinopteri, Salmoniformes, Salmonidae. The transcript is spliced from 5 exons. The record is from RefSeq and is a predicted model, not a curated record. The coding region runs from base 65 to 703 and encodes 212 amino acids.
CGUUGUCCGGGUGCUAGAGUGUCCUCGAUGGCUAUCAUAGGAUGGCUUUGCAGAGGUGUUCGUGAUGGCGUUGCCGUGGCUGCUCGUUUUGGAGCUCGUACUUUACGCAGGCUGUUUCAUCUGUGGAAUAAUGUCCGCUGCCUCGCUGACAAUCACCCAGGGCCACUUUACAGGCCAGUGCAUUCUUUAUGGGACUGUUGAGUACAACACAUCUGGCCUGGUCCUGGAGAGCCCCAGCCAUCCCUCCCUCUGCUACUUUGUGUCAGCCAUCUCUGUAUCUGUUGCCGUCUACUGCCUCUCCCUCACCCUCUACUGGAUCUACACCAGUUGUGUGGAAGAGGAGGUCAAGAGGGAAAGACUAUGGCUGAAUGUGACUCUGGGGGUGUGUAUGAAGAUAUUGUUUUUCCUGGCGGUGUCAGGAUGUACCCUGAGGAUCGGCAGGGACCGCCUCUGUCUGUCUGCCCUCCACAAUGUGCCCUCCAUAACCAGUUGUGAAGAAGCCGAGAAUAAAACCUGGGUCAGUCCCUACGAUGGAAAUCAGUUCUACACAGGCUUGUAUGAUGCAGAGAAGUCUGUGUGGGUGAACUUCUUCUUCUGGGUGCUGAUCGUGGUGGUGGUGUUUGUCCAGAAACGCCAGGGGUUAGGCUCAGGGUCAGAAUGGAGCGUGUCUGAAACAGAGCCCUUCUUCCACCGUCCUGUCUGACCCCAUCGACCACACAUAGCCAGAUGGGUGCCAUAAUGGUUGUUUUCCUCUGCUCAGACGUUGCUGACGCAUGCCAGAUCUUACAACGCCUACAUAGGUAUUUUACGUAUCAGCUAAUCAUAUCAUAUGUUAUAGCAAUCUGGUGCCCAACGGCAAAGUCUAUGAUGUGGCACACAACCAUUAGUUGAUGCAUGCAACGUCUGAGCAGGGCAACACGACCAAUGUGUCCCUGCAUGCAACAACCUAGUUUUGGCCCAAGCUCAAGACAGGGAUAACAGUGGGUUAUAAAACAGGAUGUACUCAAUUAUUGGUAAUGUAAUUAGAUUCCACUGCAGUAUGUAAUAGCCAACCAUACACGUUUGUGAGAGUGUGAUUUGAAGGAGUCAGGCGCAGGAGGGUAAAUCAAAGAAUA